This is a messenger RNA of Emiliania huxleyi CCMP1516, 282 nucleotides long. RefSeq lists its product as hypothetical. The annotation marks the transcript as partial. Gene Ontology annotation, cellular component: COP9 signalosome. NCBI's taxonomy places the organism in Eukaryota, Haptophyta, Isochrysidales, Noelaerhabdaceae. The record is from RefSeq and is a predicted model, not a curated record. The transcript has a single exon.
AUGUCGGUCGCCGCCGACACCAGCGCCUCGCCGCUCACCGCAGAGUGCGCGCUCGCAAAGUCCGCCAAAGGCGCCGCGUGCGUGCAGCUCGUGGGUCAGGUGCUCGACAACCCCUCGCUGUACGUGUUUGGCGAGCUGCUCGACAUGCCAAACGUGCAGGCGCUCGCCGACGGCCCUCCCGCGCACGCCGCCGCGUACGAGCUCCUCAAGAUCUUCGCGUACGGCACGUGGAAGGACUACACGGCGCGCGCGGCGCAGCUCGGCCAGCUCUCCGCCGCGCAG